AUGACAUCACCGGCGAUCAUUGGUGAUUCUGUAGGCGAUUUUUUCGACGUUGAUCUUACAGGAAGAACGUUCCUUAUCACGGGAACCACUUCAGGAAUCGGCACCGAGACGGCAAGAGCGCUUGCUCUGAAGGGUGGUCAUGUUGUCAUGGCAAAUAGAAAUAUUGUUCAGUCAGAUGCUCUGAAAGAGAGGAUACUUGCUGAAAAGCCUGAUGCGAAGAUCGAUAUGAUCAUGUGCGACCUUAGCUCUCUCCAAUCAGUACAAACAGCAGCGAACGAGCCAAUUCACGCACUGAUCCUCAAUGCCGGUGUAUUUUCACCCGUACAAAAAACGACCAUCGAUGGUAUGGAAAGCUCAUUUGGUGUGAAUCAUGUCGCACAUCAGUAUCUCGUCCGGGAACUUCUUCCAGUUUUGAGACAAUCACAUGCCAGGAUUGUCAUUGUGUCAUCGCAUGCACAUAAACAUACAGGGGUACGUUCAGUUUCUCUGAUACUAUGCGUAUUCAAAGCUGUGCAAUGUUCUCAUGGGUAUGAAGCUUCAUCGAGAAGAAAACAGGAAUGGUAUCUCUGUAUAUAUGCUACAUCCUGGAACGAUGAUAGGCACAGAUAUCUCGCGAAGUUACGGAGUUCUCGGGAGAUUUUGGAAUGUGGUCUCAAAACC
Messenger RNA from Cylicostephanus goldi, 660 nucleotides. Lineage: Eukaryota; Metazoa; Nematoda; Chromadorea; Rhabditida; Strongylidae. The record is from the annotation of a GenBank genome assembly.